AUGGCCGCUCCUCACUCAACGUCCCUUCGCGCUCUCCGUCAGAUUGCCCAGCAUCAGAGGGCCCUCCCUGUCGUCCGUCGCGGCCUUCACAUGACCGGAGUGCAGUCCGCGCAACCUGCCAACCCCGCCGACAGGGCCUCUAUGUAUGCCGCUCGUACUCUGCCCGAUUUGAAGCAGGAGUGCCAGCGUCGCUCGAUCCGUGCUGCUGGCAGCAAGUCCGAGCUUAUUGAGCGUCUUUCCAACCACGAUGUCCUUCAAAGUCGUGCGUUCAGCAUUGCAAUGCGCCGCAUCAACAGUAAUGCCUUUGCCGAUCCUGCCGUCCGUGGCUUCAACACUUCCCGGGCCCAAAAGGCCGUCGGUGACUCAUCCACCGUCGAUUUUAUUCAUUUGCCGAUCGUGUCGACCCUAGAUGCUCCAUCUUCUCGUCCGUCCGGUCCGCGAGUUCCGGUCCUGCCCGAUCUAUACUCUCAUCACGACAGCCCAUCCACCUCGGGUGCCCCACCUAUGAAACCCCAGAUCUACAGUGUCUCCGGCGGUGACAUCAGUGCCCCUUCUCCAAUGAGCGAAGUGGUGGAUAACCACGCCGUGGAAAUUGACCCAUUCUCAUUGACCGAGGCUGUGGGCCGCAGUCGAAUCGGCGAAGAGAUGGCUCGCUCCAAUGGGUCAAGGAAAGAGCCGGGGUUGGUCAAGGAACUCUGGUCCGGGUUCCUGGAUGAUGUGCUCGGUCCGAAGAACACCGCGGCUCGGAAGUAA
Molecule: messenger RNA, 753 nt
Organism: Penicillium diatomitis
Lineage: Eukaryota; Fungi; Ascomycota; Eurotiomycetes; Eurotiales; Aspergillaceae
Product: SAP domain-containing protein
Exons: 3
Coding region: 1-753 (250 amino acids)
Source: RefSeq, a predicted model, not a curated record